Colletotrichum godetiae is the source of this 3552-nucleotide messenger RNA. RefSeq names its product P-loop containing nucleoside triphosphate hydrolase protein. Gene Ontology annotation, molecular function: 5'-3' DNA helicase activity. The transcript is spliced from 9 exons. The record is from RefSeq and is a predicted model, not a curated record. Lineage: Eukaryota; Fungi; Ascomycota; Sordariomycetes; Glomerellales; Glomerellaceae. Bases 262 to 3552 code for a protein of 1096 amino acids.
CUUCAACGCAGACCGGUUACCUGAAUUUUACGCGAUCGCUCCCACGCAGUUGAAUUCGGAUUUCAGGGUGUUUACACAAUUGAGAAGCUAACAGUCUACAGAUUUCGGACUCUUUUGUUGAAGCAAACCGGCCCUGAGAAAACAAGGAACGAGGCGGCCUCGAAAGAGUCCGUGUCUGUCCGACCAAGGCGGGGAUUAGGUUAGUAGAUAGCAGGUGGUGAAGUUGUCGAGAGAGAAACGCACGUUUCGCAAUCGGUCAACAUGCCUCCCAAGAAGACCAAGGGUGCCAAGGGCAAGUCUGCCGAGGGCAAGUCAUCGCCCUACGCUCCGGCCAUCUCAGAGAAGUGUGCCAUCUUCCUGGGUGAACUGUCAGGACCAAUUCUUGCAUCACAUGGCGUCAACGACAGUGGCAUCAACAUUGGGGCCAUAAUCCGCAUGGAGACUCAUGAGGGAGCCGAUCCUCACAUUGCCCUCUUUCUGCAUUUUCCCGACGGCGCAGAUAAUGAGGACGAAGGUUCCGGUAUCCGCUUCAUCUGCUCGAAGUCUACAGGCUCAUACGAUCCAUUUCCGACUCUCCGAAUCGUGAUUCGAUUUCACCGCGAGAAAUGGACCCAAAAGUUUGAGGAGGCAUCUCCCGAACUACUCAGCAGAUUCCCUGCGCUGCAGAAAGGCCCUGGCACGACAAUUAUCACAUUCUCAAGCGACGUGGAUGACGACGACAGAGUCUCGAUCGAAGGCUUGGGUAUGGCCUACAUCAACAAGUCGGAACCCGAGCUCGAGAAGUUCGUGAACGAGAACGGCUCUCUUCACGGAGUCACUCUAUCCGACUUCAUCCGCCGCAAAACCUUUCAUGUGUUCAUGAUCAGAAAGGGUACACCAACUCACAUACAGAAGGGCUUCGGCUUCGAGAGACUGCCGCCAUCCUUCGACUACCCGUACGGCGAUGACCACAGCUUCAAUCCCGAACGCUGCGUAGAGCUUCUAGCCAAAAACCCGCGCAAGAAGGCAUUCAACUCCGUCCACAGUUUCAAGGAUGCUAACUCGAUGUUGACCGUCACAACGCAGUCCUUACUCCAGGACAGCUUGUAUGUGUGGCAGCAGGCUCAACUCAUCGUUGCUGUCAAACUGCGCGCCUACUUCGUCCCCAAUCCUGAACGCAAGAAUAGCUACUUUGUUAUUCUUCAUCUUCCCAAGGCGUUCAUGGACCAAUACAAGCCCGCCUGGAGCCGCCUAUUGGAGCAGCAAAAGUCUUUGCUUGUGUGGGAAAAUGAGGACGAUGAGAAGCCAUCUGGGUCUUGGCGGUGUAAGUUCAAGCCGUACGGGAGCCGCAGCCCAGCUCUCGAGUCUCAUCCUCUUGGCGAGUCUGAAGCUGUGCUUUCCGCCUUACGCCCGUACCCCCAUGAGCCUGGAAGUCGAUGCAACCGAAAGAUCAUCGCUGUCAACAAGUGGAACGAGCUGGAUUCCGAUAGUGGUCGUCUCGCCCAACUCACAAUGCGCGGGCAAGGCUACGCGGAGUGGAUUAUGAAGCCUGGUCCUGCAGCUGAAGGCGAAGAUGUGACCGGUCUCACUGAGGCCAUGGCGUCCGCAACCGUCAUCGAGACCCCGCCUUCUCUCCGUCGUCUGCACAAGGUGUCAUUUUUGCCUGGCAAUAAUGUCCGCUACGAGGAGGCUCUGACGAGCAUAUCACUGGAGGAAGACCGAGAACGGUGGCGCACGUUUUGCCGCCAGGUUCUGUUGGGAAUCAUGAUCAUCACCGCAGGUCCGGGUUAUGGAAAGACCACCGAAAUGGCGAAGACCACGCUCGCCAUGGAACAUAGCAUCGGUCCUGUCUUCUGUACGGCGCCAACUCACGUGGCUGUUACCAAUUUCGCGGUCCGGGUCGAUAAGGUAACCAGUGAAGUUUGUCGGCGGUACAACGAUAAUCUUCCUGAGGGGACGCCGCGAGCUCACCAUCGAAUGGUCCUACGGGGUUACAAGCGGGACCACGAGCUUGACGCCUUCAAAACUCUGCUGCAAGACCCCCUCCUUGGCGACCUGGCCGCUCCUAAGCUACCAGAUAGCACGGCGCCGUGGCGCCUUGAGUUAUCUGUGGCCUUCUGGCUUCUGGUGCUUUUGCGCUCCCCUGCUGUCCGAGACCUCCACAGAGACGACAAAGAGGCGUUGCAUCAGCUCCAACGCGAAGUUGACACUCGACGAGACUGGGCUGGCCUUCGAGCCGUGGCCACUGGCAAGAUCACGUGGGACGAAUACACCAGCCAAUUUCCUGCCCACCAGAGGACAGUGUCAAUCGUCAUGGAUCAACUUGUCAACAUGGCAGACAUUCUGGCUACGACCCCCUCCCAGUGUGUCUCCGUCAAAGAGGUGUACCACCGUUGGUGGGCGCAAGCGAAAGCCGUCGCAAUCGAUGAGGCGGCCAACAUGGACCGCGGCGACCUGGCGAGCGCUUGGGGCAACAAGAUGCUCCCGUUGCUGUGUGGCGGAGACACCGAACAGCUCCCACCGACUGUUUUGACCGAACAGUACGACGUCGACGCCGCCGGGCUUGUUUUCAAUCAGUUCUCGAACGACGGCAGCGUGUCAGCCCAGGGCUUCCUUAUGGCAUCAGGGCACCUGGCGUAUCGGUUGCGCCUGCAACUCCGAACCGCCGAUGGUCUAUUCGACAUCGUUGGUAAAAUCAUCUAUCCGGACAUCCCAGGAGCGCUUCCCGGAACUGAUUGCGCCCGCAAAGGGCAAGUUGCGCCAAUCUUCAUUCACUGCCCCGACACAGUGGUGAAGAUUGAUCACGUCAACGGUGGCAAAAGAUGCCUCGACCAGGUUCACGCCGCCCUCAACAUGGCAUCCGAAUUCGUUACGAAGAAGUCCGUUGACCCUUCGAAGCUCGUUAUCCUGUCGUCUUACAAGACGAAUGUGGACUUCCUGAACAAAUGGGCAGAGAAGCACUACCCCGAGCUUGCCAACAUGAGCCCUGCAUCAACUAUUGGCGGUUACCAGGGUCGCGAAAACGACAUUGUCUUCGUUGUCAUGGGCACCAAGGCCCGCAACCCAGGCCCCGGGUUCACGAAGAACCGAAACCGCCUUAACGUCCUCCUCACGAGGCAACGGUGCGGUCUCGUUAUCUUUGGCGACAUCAACGUCGUCGGGGAGAUGAGCCCGAAGGACUUCGGAACCAUGCCGCAGCUGGACCUCCCAGCUGCAUCGAACUUCACAAUGCCAAAGGCCCCGCAGUACACUGUGUGCAAACCCAGGGCUGAUGGCAGCGAAGGGACCCUGAAGCAGAGCGCGCCCGAGCAAUACCGGAUCUGGCUCUUUCUAUGGCAAAGUGGCAGAGUAGCUACCUUGUCUGUCAAAAACCUUGGCAACCCCGGCAGAAGCGCUGAGACGGGAGUCAAGGAGGGGACUUUGGAGGGGGCUCAGGAGGGGGCUCAGGAGGGGGCUAAAGAAGAGGCCAAGGAAGAGGUCAAGGAGGAGGCCAAGGAGGAAGCUGAGGAGGAAGCUGAGGAGGAGGCCAUGGUGGCCGACACCAAGGAGCCCGAGAAGAAGGGCGAUGACUAG